Sardina pilchardus (European sardine) is the source of this 5668-nucleotide messenger RNA. RefSeq names its product vascular endothelial growth factor Ba (gene vegfba). Bases 1044 to 1769 code for a protein of 241 amino acids. The record is from RefSeq and is a predicted model, not a curated record. Gene Ontology annotation, molecular function: vascular endothelial growth factor receptor binding; growth factor activity; heparin binding. Gene Ontology annotation, biological process: induction of positive chemotaxis; positive regulation of endothelial cell proliferation; vascular endothelial growth factor signaling pathway. Lineage: Eukaryota; Metazoa; Chordata; Actinopteri; Clupeiformes; Clupeidae. The transcript is spliced from 8 exons. Gene Ontology annotation, cellular component: membrane.
UUGGCAGUGCAAUGGUUACGCGCAAAAGGAGAGUUGCGCCGCGUGCGCCUUCACUGUUCUGAAGGGCAAAGGGAAUGAGGGAAACGGUCAUAACAAAUAAAUACAGCGUUUUCUUUCCACGAUGUAGCCUAGUUCAUCUGUGUUUGAUAUUAGACACUGGUGUUUCAACGGGUAUUUGGUUUGACCAGACAAUCGUUCAAGUGAAAGAGAGGAGCGUGUCUUCAACGAAACGUCAUCUAUUUGACUUGAAAGCCGAAGCCGGGGGAUAGACGAUUUAACAGUGACCUCCAGUAGUCGUGAGAUGUGCCGCGCGAGGCGGAUCGGACCAGCCUGUCGUCAACGAUUCACAGAGGACCUCAUGCAUAGGCUACGCGCUUUCUUUUCUAGGUGGAAUAUCUGUCGUCAAACUAUUAUUGCCGGAAUAUGGAUUCCUAUUUAGCUUGAAAUUAACCAUCGGUUGAUUUUUUUGGAGCUACUGGGCAGCAUCUAUGAGAAAAGUCUUACCUGUCAGUUCAGUCUGUCUCUGCAAAUCCUGUUUUACGAAAACUAUUUCAUUAGGCCUACAUUAUAAUCUACGGAAGACACAUAUGAUUCAUUCGCCUCAUUAGUAAAGUGCUGUAUGUGAGCUGUAUUCUGUAGGCUAUCCUACAUAGGCUACUUGACAACCAAAAUUAAAGCAUUUUUGAAGCGCUUGAUUUGAAGUAGCAGCACCAAAGCUGACUGUUAAGUUGUCUUACUAACGUAUAGGCUUCGCCAGUCUACACAGGUAGGCGAGAACGAACCCAAUGAAGUUAGCUUAAUCAGUCCAUCUUUUUAAGACCCAUGCAAAGCCAUGAUGGGGGCAGUGACCGCUCAGCGUUUAGACGUCCUACACAGCAAAUUAUCACGGCUUUCACCUACUGGGUUACUCAUUGUACAAAACUGGGAACAAUGGAUUUAGAAACAUAUUGGUGCUUUUAGACAAACGGAAAGAAUUCAAGGAAGAGGACAUCGAGCCUUUUAUAAUUUACAGAACUAUUCCCGUGUCUUUGGAAAACUUAAUUAUGGGAACAAGACUGCAAGUUAUCCUUGGAGUGUUUCAGUUUGUUUCUCUCACAGGAAUACCCAUAUGUAGUGGCAAGCUAACACAGUGGCAACCUACAGAACCCCACAGAUCUAGAGAAGUGGUGAAGUGGAUGGACGUGUACCAGCGGAGCAGCUGCCAGCCGCGGGAGGUGUUGCUGGAGGUGUGGCGGGAGUUCCCGGAGGAGACCCACCACCUCUACCUGCCCGCCUGUGUGCCCGUGCACCGCUGCGGGGGCUGCUGCGCCGACGAGGCCCUGGAGUGCGUGCCCUCACGUACCCACACGCUCACCAUGGAGCUGAUGAAGACCUCAUACAUGAAGCAUGAGAUGGUCCAGCUCCCCUUCACCCAACACACUCAGUGUGAGUGCAGACCAAAAUCAGACAUGAUCCCCCCAACCAGGCAGGAGGAUCACGGGCCGACGCGGAAAGACAGAAAGCGGGAGCGCGGAAAAUCGCGACGAAAGAAAAACAGGAGGAUCAGGCCCACACGCCCAGUUUGGACCACUGGUUCUCCUAGCGCCGCGCCCACGCCGAGCAGCCCUCCUCCCCCCGUGCAGGUGCAGUGUGCCCCCUGCCCCGGGCGCUGGCGGACCCUCGACCCCCAGUCAUGCGAGUGCCACUGCAGGCUGAGGGAGACGGGCUGCACGCGCCGAGGGAAGAGACUCAACCAGCACAGCUGCAGGUGUGAACCGGUGAGGGAAUGACGUAGAUGAACACUCACUUCCUCCUGGUUCUAACCACUGUUGGGCCCUCAUAGCUUUAAGGAGAGGAGAGGAGAGGAGAGGAGAGGAGAAGAGAGGAGAAGGACACGCUCCCCUGGGUGUUGGGAGGACAGUGGGGGGGGGGCGGUAGGGGCAGGUGGGUGGUGAACUCCCAUAGACUGUGAAUGAAGACUGUGGGACGGGGAGUGUGUGCCGUUGACAGGACUUUCUCAUGAUCCCUCUCCACUAAACAAAGCCAUCCACCACAGCAUCUGCAGAUGCCCUGAUCUACCUAUGUGUCUGUGUCUAUGUUGUGUGUCUUCCAGGCUUGCCACAUACUUGCUUUGAUAGCAUUUGCAGCUGAACGUCACCAUGUGUAUAGACAAAUAUAUGAUGUUGCUUCUUUAUGAGGUUAAAGGGUAAUGUAGACAACGUAAAUGUUUGAAAAAGGGAAAGGAUUCCCAUGACCUAGACAUGUCAAGGUCUCCUGGGCAUACGACCCAAAUACCAGGACUAUUAGCAGGGUAUGGAAAGGGUAUGUUAUUACCAUUAAUGGCAAAGUGGGGGUGCAGUUUUAACAGAUCUAACCUGAAAUGAAUUUAUUGCAAUAGCUUUUUGCUUAUAAGGGUUUUAAAAGUAGGUUACAAAUGACAAAUCUAGGGAAUCUACGUCUACUACUUUAACUUACCAUAAACUGCCUGUGGAAUUAAAAUGACCUGAACGUCGCCAGUUGCCAUAUGAACGCCUCUGUGUGAGUCAGACUUUCCACCUAACCCUCGCCACAUACUGUAGUUACCCACUUAUAUCAAGACACCUGACAAUUGAGCAUACACCAGUUUAAGACAGUUGUACGCUGCAGAGAGAUUGGCCGUAGUAAACGAUAAGAGGGCUACUGUUGCAGUGCAGUAGAGGAUAGCGUCAUGUCUGUGGUAUAUAGGAUUUAAACAUGACAGAUUGUAUCAUCACUGCAGAUAUUGUGGAUGGUGUGUGUCUACACUGGCCAUGCUGAUUUAAGCUGUGGGCUCAGGAUGGUUGGAAGAGAUAUCUGUGUGGUCCAUAGUUCUGCUCAUUUAUUCGUAGCCUUAUCACAGGGCCGCAGAUUAUAUCACUGAGUCUUUUUGUGUUUGUGUUUGUUUUGUUUGUUUUUCCCCCCUCCAUCUUUCUUUUUUUUCAGUUAGGAUUGAAAGAGCCUUGAGCUCUGGCUAGGCAGUGAGGGGAAUGUCAAUAGUAAGGAGAACUGGCCUUAUUCCAUGGGUGCUGUGACACACACACACACACACACACACACACACACACACACACACACACACACACACACACACACUCAGUCAUACACACACAAACAGUCAAUCUUUCUUUCUUUUCAAUUAGUCCCUUUGAUUCAUUCCUUUUUAAUUCAUUACAGCCAUUCUGAGAAGUCCACACAAUCUUAACCACCACUUCCUAAGAAAAGCUGUAAUGUCAUAAUCAGUCUCUUUCCCGCGCUCUCUCUUUUCCCCUCUCACUCGCUCUCUCUCUCUCUCUCUCACAGACACACACACACACACACACACACACACACACACACACACACAGAGAUACCUGCCUAAUUAUGAGCAGGUGAACAUAAGCUUAUUUUGUAGUCAGACGAAAAACAUUCUAGAUUAGUGCAACAUAUGCGUUUUGUGUUAUUGUCCUUAUGUUAUUUUAGCCUCAUUCUUUUGCAGAUAGUAUCCCCAAGACGUGUUUCUUUUUCACGCAGUGUUUCUUUGUUUCUCUGUUUUUGUUUUCUGUUAAUCCGCCUGCACAGCAUCUGUCUGGGUGGCCUAGUAUGUACACAUUUGGCAUCCAAACAUAUGUCUGUGUUUGGACUGAAUUUAAACAGGGGAUGAAGGGGAAAGUUCAGCAGGCCAGAAUAAGAGAAAUAACUAUAUAGUGUAUUAAUCAACAGCAGCAUCAACUCCAAGCAGUAUGGGAGAAAAUAUCACAAAUUGACCGUGGUGGCCCUGACAUGUUUGUGAACAUACUGUUUGUGGACUGGAUUGAACUGUACAUUAUCUGGAGUUUAAUAUAUUUAUUUUUUAUAUUGAGUUUUAUAUUGAGCUAUGCAUUAUUUCUGUGAAUUUGUGAAUUUAAUUGCUACUGUGACAACACACAAACAAUCAGUGUUCUACAUGGAGGACAAUUAUCAAUUUAUACAUUUAUACAUAGUGGUUGGUGAUUAGACUGUGGUUAAUAUUUAAAGAUUUACAGUUCCAUAGAUCUUAGUAUAUUUUGUUAAUGUCAAACAUUUUGUAGUGCCUAUUAUUAUAAACCAUAGAAGAGGUGGAACCCUGUUUCAAAGGAAGAUAUUCUACAAGCACUGAAUUUCUCAUGAUUUCAUAGCCAAACUUAAGUCUGUCGCUUUCUUCAUGCUAGCAAUAUUUUACAUGACCUCUUUUUGUUCUUAAACAGAGGCAUUGGACCCAGCAAUGAUGAUGACGACAUUAUGUUAAGUUUCCCGAUGGAUAUUCUGCUAUCCAGGGAGGGAAGUCAGACAGUUGCUAAUUUGAAUAACACCCUUGUACAACAAUGGGCUCUGUUGUGCUCUCCACAUUCCAUAUCAUAGCAUACACGUGUGCGCACAUACCUCUGUUUGCAGUAUGUGCCCAUUCAUGUUUUAACUGUCUGUUUAUGUAUGGACCAGACACGGUGGGUGUCUCCUGUUUCUCCCCUCUUGGUUCUGGUUCUUUUCUUCUCUGUUUGUUUUGGCUGAAGUGUCACAACCCUAACACCCCAUCAUUAUGUGACAGAACAGAGGCUUGUGUAGGGUCAGUAGGUGUGUGGUAUUUCAGGCCCUUUAGAAAAGGAAAACGUGUAUUGGGCAGUUAAGCGAAUAGACACACUAGCAGUUUGGACACUGUUAUAUUUAUGCUGGGCCCCAUUUUCUUUUCAUUUUUAGAACAUGCAGUUGAACAGUCCUGUUCUCUCUCUCUCUCUCUCUCUCUCUCUGUCUCUCUCUCUCUCUCUCUCUCUCUCUGUCUCUCUGAUCCAAGUGACUUUGGUAUGACCGCUCUUACUUUUGCACUUUUGACUUGAUAGGUUCAGUUCAAAAAGGGGAUAAUCUAACCAGCAUACAACACCGCCCCUUCAUUAGUUUGGCAUUUUGCUGGCUACUUCAAAGGCAGGCAUCCAGACUAUUUAGUCUCAUAGCUCGCUACAAUGUCUUAAUUGUAUGGUUAUUCCCCCCCAAAAAAAAAUUGGAAAAAAAAAAAAUGUGCAAGGGGAUCCCCCUCCUCUCCCUGCCUAUGCGUCUGCACAUCAUGUAGACUUUUGUGUAUAAACAGACAAGAUCUAUUCCGUGGCAGCCAACAUAGACAAAGUGGAAGCUGCAGUGUAGGUCAGACUGUGUAGAAUAUGAAUGUACUGAUCCCCUAGCUGGAUUGCACGCCCCUCAGAAACAGUAUACUGUGGUAGGUAGCACAGCAUCCAUGCCCGCCAUUUAAGGUCAGUGUUAGUGCCGAUUUUAGUUGAUGUGUUGAUGUAUCUCAUAGUAAGCUAUAUACCUGAAUACAGUGUUCAAGUUCAAACAAACAGACCACUGGUAGUGCUAUACAACCCACCCAGAGCCUAUUUUUGGAUCUAUAGUGUUACCGUAUUUCCUCUUGUAUGAUAAUGUGUGUAUUAUGAUGUUAAUGAAUACUACUGCUGCUGCUGCACCAUCUGUGCCCUUUAUCAUAACAUUAUGUGUGUAUGUGUGCAAAUGUUCAAAUCAAAUUUGUGCUAUACAAUAUACAACGAUGCCGGUCUUAAAAUGCAUAUGUGAUCCGCUUUUAUGUGUACAGUAUGUAUAUAAGCUCCCAUAUCAUUUUACUUAGAAAAGAAUCCAGAACUACCUGUGACAUAUUACAAUGUCUUUGACACUAUUAAAGGGAAAUGUCUUA